Molecule: messenger RNA, 389 nt
Organism: Bursaphelenchus xylophilus (pine wood nematode)
Lineage: Eukaryota; Metazoa; Nematoda; Chromadorea; Rhabditida; Aphelenchoididae
Source: the annotation of a GenBank genome assembly
AUGCACUUACUACCACACAUCUUACUGUCCUGUCUUUUUGUGGCAAUUUCUGGCAUCAAGAUAAAAAACCCCUGGGGCGAAGCGUCAUGCCGUUUAUGUCUUCCGUUUGUGGAUGAAUUGAAAAAAGGGAAUCGGAAGUCCCCGAUUGAUGUGAUGAAGGUAAAGUAGUCUUUUUUGUGAGUACUGUAUGUUAACGUUUGAAGAAUUAUAUUGUUAUCUGGGGUUUUCAGGAUAUUUGCGAGCAUGUUACGGAGUCAAGAUCGAGAGAAAUUUGUAGAAACACGACAGCGGAAUCGUUGAAUGGAAUAUUGACAGCGUUUGAGAAGAAUAAAGCCGCAACAUCUAGACAGGUCUGUCAAGAUGCUGGACGGUGUCACAUGGAGAACUGA